CUUACUACAGCUCCAUGAACUUGAACGCCGAGGUCAAUUAAGAAGUUCUUCGAACAGUACCUCAAGAUUUCGGCGAAUCUCUGCCGCUCACUUAAUACAAAAAAAGGUACUUGGUUCAUCGAUUAUCAAAAGAUUUUACUUUUUCACUUUGUAUUGUCAUCAAUGGUCACGAGAGUUGGUGUGUUGACUAUAAAAGAAUUGGAAGAUCUUUUUGUACCCCUGUUACAAAACUGUAUAAACGUGAUAGAAUUGAAGAAAAUCCAUGGCGGGAUAUUGAAGUACUCUCUCACACAGAGCAACUUCUUGGUGACGAAAAUGGUUGAUGUGUGUGAUAACGGAGGAGAUUUAGAGUAUGCAAGUUUGCUUUUUAAGCAGGUGAAUGAGCCAAAUGUGUUUCUCUAUAACGCAAUGAUCAGGGCUUAUACACACAAUCAUACGUAUGGCCUAGCGGUUGAUGUUUACAAGCAAAUGUUAAGAGACUCGCGAGCUGAAAACCCAAUUUUGCCUGACAAAUUCACUUUCCCAUUUCUCAUAAAAUCAUGUGCUGGGCUUAUGUGUUAUUUACUGGCGAAACAAGUUCAUGCACAUGUGUGUAAAUUUGGACCAAAGUCACAUUCAAUAACAGAGAAUGCACUCAUAGACAUGUACACAAAGUGUGAUGAUUUAAUUGAAGCACAGAAAGUAUUCGAACAAAUGACUGAGAGAGAUGUAAUUUCUUGGAAUACACUUAUUUCUGGGCAUGUUAGAUUGGGUCAAAUGAAGAAAGCAAGAUCACUGUUUGAUAAGAUGCCCUAUAGGACUAUUGUCUCAUGGACUGCGAUGAUUUCGGGGUACUCGCAUAUGGGAUGUCAUGCUGAUGCAUUGGAUGUUUUUCAGGAAAUGCAAACAGCUGGUAUUGAACCUGAUGAUAUAAGUAUUGUUUCUGUUCUGCCUGCCUGUGCACAACUAGGGGCUCUUGAGUUCGGGAAAUGGAUUCAUAUGUAUUGUGAUAGAAAUGGCUUAUUGAGGAAGACUUGUAUCUGUAAUGCUCUUAUUGAAAUGUACGCGAAAUGUGGUUGCAUCAGUCAAGCUAGGCAGUUGUUCGAGCUGAUGUUAGAGAAAGAUGUUAUUUCGUGGAGUACCAUGAUCGGAGGGCUAGCAAAUCAUGGGAAAGCUCGCGAAGCAAUUCAACUGUUUCAGGAAAUGCUGAGAGCAAAUGUGGAACCUAAUGGUGUAACAUUUUUAGGUAUUUUAUCAGCUUGUUCGCAUGCAGGGUUUUGGAAUGAGGGAUUAUCGUACUUUGAUUCUAUGAGAAAAGAUUAUCAAAUAGAGCCCAAAAUUGAGCAUUAUGGUUGUUUGGUUGAUCUACUUGGACGUGCAGGACGCCUUAGGCAAGCGCUUGAUAUAAUUGAGGAGAUGCCAAUGAAGCCUGAUUCAAAGACAUGGGGUUCUUUAUUGAGUUCUUGCAGAACUCAUAGCAAUCUUGAGAUUGCUGUUAUAGCAAUGGAGCACCUUCUGGAGCUUGAACCAGAAGACACAGGAAACUAUGUGCUGCUUUCUAAUAUUUAUGCUGACCUCGGAAAGUGGGAGGCCGUAUCCAAAAUGAGGAAACUCAUAAGAAGUCAGAGCAUUAAGAAAACACCAGGUUGUAGUUUGAUUGAGGUCAACAAUGAGGUACAAGAAUUUGUAUCCGGCGAUGAUACAAAACCAUUUUCAGAAGACAUCUUCUGUUUGUUAGAAUUGCUAGCUUUGCAUCAGGACAGAACCAAAUAUCUUGUUGAUAUUAUGCCUGAGGAUGCUAGUGAAUAAAUGUGUUAAACUCAGAAAAGACACCAGGGAGAAAUGUUAUGUAACUGGCACUUUGAUUAAACACAUCAAUCUCCUUUUCU
Molecule: messenger RNA, 1868 nt
Organism: Pistacia vera
Lineage: Eukaryota; Viridiplantae; Streptophyta; Magnoliopsida; Sapindales; Anacardiaceae
Product: pentatricopeptide repeat-containing protein At2g20540
Exons: 1
Coding region: 163-1788 (541 amino acids)
Biological process (GO): RNA modification
Molecular function (GO): protein binding; RNA binding
Source: RefSeq, a predicted model, not a curated record